UGCGACAUUCCUCGGCCUCUUCGAAGUCUUUUGCAGCCUGGAAAAUCACGACGCACCAGGCGCAACCAACCAAGACCACUACCUGCUGUAAGUCGUGCUUGUAGCUCGACUUCUUGGCAAAUUAGUCGUUGGGAGACGAUGCCCUUAUUUGUCUCAGCGGUUGGUGAUCUUCGUAAUAUUAACACCAAUUCCAUCACAGCCUCUGUCUCUGGUACCAGCCUAGACACCUCUAAUCAACACAUAAUCGAGAAAGCGCUGCCUAAGGAGACAAAUACGAUGGCAACUUCAACACUGUUGCGUCUGACUAAACGGCAAACUGCCUGUCAUGGAAGGCCAGCUGGGCAUAUGCCGAUGCCCUUUACUAUUGAUACAACUGAACAGCAAGAUAAACCCCUAAGUUAUAUCUCGAUUGCUUCGCCAACCCCACCAUUAUCAUUAUUAUCCCCUUCUUCUGGUCAUUUUGAGCCGAAUCAGGAGUUCAAUCCGUCUGUGCAGAAUCUUUCAAUAAUAACAGGGGAGAUACAACAUGAUGGAUCUAGCCCCAGCUUUUCUGAAAUAUGUGAGAACAGCCUGGAGUCAAAAAAGGAUAGAAGACUAAGUCAUACUGAUCUACGGCUUUCAUUAAAGUCAGAUAUUUUAUGUAAUGCCCAACCUGAAGUACUGGACAAGCUAAUUAACCGUUCAGAAAAGUUUUCAGAUUGGCUCAGCAAUAUCCAGCGUCCCUGUCUUUUCGUAGACAAUCGGAAGUUGUUCAGUGAAUACUCGUCCCUGAAGUAUCAUUCUCCUCCUCUCAGCCUCAUCGAAAGCAAUGGGUCCGUCACUUUACUGGCCAGCAAUGCCAUGCAUGACCGAAACGACGCAGAUAAAACGGAUGAUAAUUCAGAUAGCCCCUCGUCACAAAGUGACCUGAGAAGCAGCAUGCCCAUUUGCCACAAGGACAGCCGCUUGAAACGAAGUGGAAAUGCUUCUUCAGUCGGAGAGCCAGGGUGUGAUGUGCCCACGCUUUCACGGCCGGUUGGACAGGAACUUGAUCAUGUCGUAGGAUUUGCGGAAGAGUUGGUUAUGCACGAUACACCCAAUACUGAAGUGCCUGGUCGGCCUUGUCAUCGGAGGAAGGAAUAUGAUACGAUUGAAGCUGAGCCUUUAUCGCAAUUGGAAGGCGAACAUUUUAGCAAAAACUGUACUCCUUGUGGCAAUUUCAGGCAUGAGAUCAAGCGGCGGGAUGUAGAUAGCCCCAUAUCUGACAGGAUCUGGAAGGAAAGAGGUGGAUUAGGUGAAAACGGGCAUGGAGACGGCGACACUGCAGGAGGAACUACCAACAGUGUUGAUUACGGUGGCAGCGGUGGCAACGGGGGAGGUGGGGGUGCUGGUGGUGGUGGUGGUGGUGGUGGCGAAACAGGAGAAUCUGCCAACGGAGGCAGUUCUGGUGGUGGUGGUGGAGGUGGUGGCUUGGGUGAAGGUAGUGGAGGUUUGGGCGGAGGAUGCGCUGGUCACGGAGGCUGUGGCGGUUGCGGAGGCAACGGCAGGAGAGGCGGCGGCAGAGGUUCUGGCAGCCGUGGUGAUUACGUCGGUAGCGGUGGUACCGGUGGAAGCAGUGAAGGAGGCAGUGGAGGCGGCAGUUCUCAGGACGCCGGCUACAAUAUGAGCACCAGUGACCUAGGCCGGGCAUUCAACCAAAAUGAUGCCGUUUCUGCAGAUGCUGCCACAGCGCUAGCAGAUCACGUGUACCGGGCCGACGAACUGUUGCCCCGACAAUACACACACGCAGUCUCCUCUAGACAGUUCGACUUGACGGCCGAUGCAUUCGGCGGUGGUGCAACCACAAGUAACACAAACGACUGGAGCAGUGUCUCCUCCUCCGAGUGGGGAGACGACAUGUGUGUGAGUUGA
Protopolystoma xenopodis is the source of this 1890-nucleotide messenger RNA. The record is from the annotation of a GenBank genome assembly. Lineage: Eukaryota; Metazoa; Platyhelminthes; Monogenea; Polystomatidea; Polystomatidae.